Messenger RNA from Trypanosoma brucei brucei TREU927, 2073 nucleotides. Its product is annotated as NADPH--cytochrome p450 reductase, putative. The coding region runs from base 1 to 2073 and encodes 690 amino acids. The record is from RefSeq and is a predicted model, not a curated record. Lineage: Eukaryota; Euglenozoa; Kinetoplastea; Trypanosomatida; Trypanosomatidae. The transcript has a single exon. Gene Ontology annotation, molecular function: flavin adenine dinucleotide binding; FMN binding; NADPH-hemoprotein reductase activity. Gene Ontology annotation, cellular component: cytosol.
AUGUUUCGUCGGUUCUGCACCGCAUCUGGUAUCCUCGCGGGGACGUGCCUAGUGGCCUUUGCGGUGCGCGUAUGGGUUACGCGGAGGGGUUGUCUGCCCAAUGAACGGUCACUCUCGGCCAAAUACGCGAAUAUGCUGCAGAACGGGCAAGCGAGCAAGGGGUGCCAAACUUAUCAGGACGAAGCGAUAUUAGUGAUCUACGGAAGUGUUUCUGGAAAUGCUGAAAUGUAUGCCAAGACCCUCGUGACCAAUCUGCGAGAACGGGGUGCUGACAUCGCACUCAUUGACCCUUCCGCGUGGCCUUAUCUUGCUCAACAUACUCCUCAACAACCACUUUUUCCAGCAAGUAAAGGCACCCAGAUGCCCGUAGUGGUGUUUGUUGUGUCAACCACAGGUGAAGGGGAGGUGCCUGACAACUUUUUCUCCCUCUUCAUACAAAUGAAGGCGGUGGUGCGCAGGGGUUUGGAAGAAGGUGCUGAGCCGUUUAAGGACGUCUUCUACGCCGUGUUCGCUUUGGGGGAGAGUUCGUACAAGUAUUUCUGCCGGGCGGGGGUUGAUGUCGAUGGGCUACUGCAAAAGGGUGGAGGAACGGAACUGGUUCCUAUUGGUAUCGGCGACGCACGUGACCCUCUGAGGGAUGAUCUUUUCGACGCGUGGGAGGAGACUCUCACGAAGAAACUUGAAGAAACAUGCGGAAUGAAACUGGAGGCGUUGUCGGACAAACCACCACAACCACAGUUACUGUUCCGCUUCAUACCGGAUAAACCAGCGGAUACACUGCCUUUUGCUCCACCACCGUCGUUGCUGGAACCGUCUGGACAAUAUCCGGGGCAGUUUGUGUUGGAAGCCAAAACGAGGCGAACGAGCGAGCGAGAAGAUGGCUCCUAUGUGCUGCAUCUCGUAUUGGGCUUUGGCGGUCACACUGUAAAGUAUCAGGCGGGUGACCAUUUGGGAAUUUACCCCGCUAAUCCACCUGAUGUAGUUGAAGCUUAUAGGCAGGUUUUGAACAUCCCCUUGACGGACUGGACAAAGCCAGUGGAGUUGUGCUCGCCCGUUAAUGCACGCGCUAGAGCUUCGUUGCGAAAUACUCUUCCUGCGCGUGUAACACUGAGAACGGUGUUCGAGCGGUACCUGGAUUUGUGUGGCAAACCUCGGAAGUCCAUGUUGCGCCUCCUGGCAAGGUACUGCUCGGAAAUUGAGGAAAAAACAGCAAUGAUUGAUUUUCUUCGUGGAGGACAUUCUCUCAAUGCUGUAGCAGAGUUUGGAACAUCGACACCAUCCUACCGCAGAGGCCAUUAUACCGUUCUGGAUUGCCUGAAAAUGUUUUGUAGUUGGCGUGGAAGGCUUCCUGUCGGGCACUUUGUGGAAGCGAUGCCACGAAUGCAACCCAGGUUCUAUUCUAUUGCAUCGGAUAUGUUAACGCACCCCACGACAGUGGAGGCAUUCAUCCGCAUCAUUCCGGAUGGCGUAAACUCCUUAUUUCUUCACCACCUUUCCGUUGGAGCCAAAGUAACCGCAUUUGUUCGCAAGUCAACGUUUCACCUCCCCCAAAAGUGUAGCGGGCGCCCGGUGGUGAUGAUCGGUCCUGGAACCGGCGUUGCUUCAAUGAUCGGUUUCUGCUACAGACGGGAGGCGAUGCUGAAGAAGCAAGCUGCGGUCGAACAUGGGCCCAUGGUUCUCUUCUUUGGUAAUCGAAACCGCUCAUCGGAAUAUUUUGUGGAGCGUGAGGUGCGCCAAUGGUGUCCACACGGUGAGGGGAAACUUCCUUCUGCCGGUGUACGCUGUGACUCCGUGUUGACACUAGUUGAUGCUGCAUUCAGCCGGGAUCAACCUGAGAAGUACUAUGUCACACACCUUUUGGAGAAACACCAAGAUUACCUCCUGAAACUCUUGACCAGUCGCGUGGGCGGUGGUUGUCUUAUUUACAUUUCGGGUGAUGCAUCACGGGUAUCGCGUAGCGUGGACAAGGCAAUAUUAAAGUUGCUGGAGUAUGGUGGAUUCGCCGAAGAGGCAGCAGUUGAGUUCCUGGCGAGGAUGGAGCGGGAAGGUAGAUACUUGAAGGACGUGUACUGA